AUGUCUGAGGUUGAGGAAACUCUUGAACGCAUCAGAAACCACAAGGGUGUGGAAGGUUACGUGAUUGCAGACCGUUGUGGCAAUGUGCUUCGACGUCAUCCACAGAUGCAAGUGGCCGAGGCUGAGAAGUAUGCACUGUAUAUGAUGGAACUAACUACAAAGGCCCGUGGCGUUGUGCGCGACUUAAAUCCUAAGGAUGAUCUGCAAUUCAUGCGUAUUCGCAUUCGGAAACUGGAGCUUCUCAUUGCACAUGAAAAAGACUUUUUGGUGGUGAUUAUUCAAAGAUGGACGCCAUCAAACGGUUAG
Plasmopara halstedii is the source of this 306-nucleotide messenger RNA. Its product is annotated as Dynein-associated protein Roadblock. NCBI's taxonomy places the organism in Eukaryota, Oomycota, Peronosporomycetes, Peronosporales, Peronosporaceae. Gene Ontology annotation, biological process: microtubule-based movement. Gene Ontology annotation, cellular component: cytoplasmic dynein complex; cytoplasm. Gene Ontology annotation, molecular function: dynein intermediate chain binding. The coding region runs from base 1 to 306 and encodes 101 amino acids. The transcript is spliced from 2 exons. The record is from RefSeq and is a predicted model, not a curated record.